CUCAUUCCAACACGAGAACCCACUGUAACAACUUCCAACCACUGAGACAUGACAGGCAGGAGCCCAGAGGCAGCAGCAGCAGCAAGAGCAGCAGCACCAGCACACACUCUGCACAGGGAGCAGCAUUAGCACCAGGGGAAUACUACACACAACAAUACAAACAAACAAACAAACAAACAGACAAAGCCCCCCCAAGCCCAAGGGACUGGAUUCCAACUCAGAUUCAAGCCACAGCUGACACCAAAAAGGGUGGGAAAUUACGACCAGGGGGGGCCAGAAAGGAAUAACCAAGGAAGCGAACUCCAAGAGUGUAAACGGGAUUCAGCCAUGAUCCUUUUUUCAUCUCGCAGUGUGUUACUCUCAGUGUAUUACCCUCAGAUUUUCCUCAUCCUUACCAGUGGGAGUUACCUAGCUUUGUCAUCUGUGGUGGCUUUAGGAGCCAACAUAAUCUGCAACAAGAUCCCCGGCCUGGCUCCCCGGCAGCGCGCGAUCUGCCAGAGCCGCCCCGAUGCCAUCAUCGUGAUCGGGGAGGGGGCGCAGAUGGGCAUCAAUGAGUGCCAGUACCAGUUCCGCUACGGGAGGUGGAACUGCUCUGCCCUGGGAGAGAAAACAGUCUUUGGACAAGAGCUCCGAGUAGGAAGCAGGGAGGCCGCGUUCACCUAUGCCAUUACUGCUGCCGGGGUUGCACACGCUGUCACGGCCGCCUGCAGCCAGGGCAACCUCAGCAAUUGCGGCUGUGACCGAGAGAAACAGGGCUACUACAACCAGGAGGAGGGCUGGAAGUGGGGAGGCUGCUCCGCGGAUAUCAGAUACGGCAUUGAGUUCUCCCGGAGGUUUGUUGAUGCCCGAGAAAUCAAAAAGAAUGCCCGGAGGCUGAUGAACUUGCACAACAAUGAGGCUGGAAGAAAGGUUCUCGAAGAGAGGAUGAAACUGGAGUGCAAGUGUCACGGAGUUUCAGGCUCCUGUACAACCAAGACCUGCUGGACAACACUUCCUAAAUUCAGAGAGAUUGGAUAUAUUUUGAAAGAGAAAUACAAUGCUGCAGUGCAGGUGGAGGUGGUACGAGCCAGUAGACUAAGACAGCCAACCUUCCUGAAGAUCAAGCAGAUUAAGAGCUACCAGAAACCCAUGGAAACGGAUUUAGUGUACAUUGAAAAGUCACCUAACUACUGUGAGGAAGACGCUUCCACAGGGAGUGUCGGGACCCAGGGCCGGCUCUGCAACCGCACGUCUCCCAGCGCGGACGGGUGCGACAUGAUGUGCUGCGGGCGGGGGUACAACACGCACCAGUACACCAAGGUGUGGCAGUGUAACUGCAAAUUCCACUGGUGCUGCUUUGUGAAGUGCAACACGUGCAGCGAGCGGACAGAGGUGUUCACCUGCAAAUAACGGCCCCGCGCGAGCCACGCAGCGAACCCCGCGAGCCACGAGAGGGGAGCACAACACACCCCAGCAUCCUUUGCACAUCUCACACUGGGGACAGAACCCCGGCCAACACACAACCACUCUCUCCCCACUACUACCCACACCUCUAAGGAUGGUGCAUUUUGGCUGGCUGGCUGUUGUAACUGCUUUGGAAACAAGGGCAACAGGAUUAAGGUGAUGUUGACAACCACAUGAAACUUUCUCUUUCUUUUUUUUUUUUUUUAAACUACAAUCUGGGUGUUGUAGAGUUCUCUUAGUGUUUUAAGUUAUACAUAUCAGAGAAGCUGAUUGCAUUGCAGUUCCCACGACAUUUAAAAGAAAAAGACACUUUUUCCUAUUUUACAGCAACUAAACUGUCGAGUCCUGUGCAAACAAAGACUUUUUUUUUUUUUAAGAAAAUGAAAUCUUCACUGACUAGAACGCAGCAGUCUUGCUGCAAAAACCUAAAUCCUAAGAAAGCAUGUAGAGAGAAAAAACAACUGGUAGGGAGCAAAACCUAUGGCAGAAAUACUCCACUAUCAGUUUGGAAAAAAAAGCAACAAAUGUUCACAAAAUUACAUCAGCUGCCAGUGACACUGGAACUCUUUGAAUGAACAUUAAAAAUAAUUAUUUAUGUUUUUAAUAGUAUCAAAAAAUUCUAAGCACUAACGGGUAGCUAUGUCUUAAUUCUGUACUAAAUGUAAACUUAUUGGAACUCUGAUUUUAUGACUUUUGUAUUUGGUUCUCCCUAAGUUCUUCAAUGCUACUGAUCUGUUGUCACUCCACUAUUAGAGUUCAAUUACUGUAGGCCUUAAGCAAUUACCAGAACUGAGCAAAAGCAUCACAUGAAACUGUGGUUACAAAUGUUUGAUAAAGACUUUUCCCACUUGCCUCCUGAAUAAGAAUGACUUUUUUUAGACUCAGGCCUGAGGUGUGGAGAGCCUGCUCUCGGCUCCUCGUAGGGAGUUUCAGGAUAUAAAGACAUGCUUGGACAAAUAUCAGAGGGUUUGCUUUGCUGUCAAAUGCACUGGCAGGAUCUUCCAUCGCACUUUGCCUGUAAUGGUUGAAAGUUAAUAUUCCAAGAGUUUUAAAUGACUUACGCUCAGUAUGCACUCAGAAGUUGAUAGAAGUAUGCCAGCUGAGCUCUAGGUUGCUGCAACCUAGACCUGUGGUGGCUUCAUGAGCAUAAGACAGCUAAAAUUUGGGUUAGUCUGUGUCACCGUUAUUCUAAAGUUGGCAACACCGUGCCCCUGGUAAAUCCAUGAAUGUUAAGAAAGAAGCUUACUUCUUACAGAGCACUCCUCCUAAUUCAUACAUCUUGUCCCUACGAGAGAUUUUUAAAAACUCCUCAGAUAUUUUACUACUGUAAAAUCUAGUGUUUUUAACCCCAAGAGCCAGAUAUGCCCACCUGUAACACAGCCCAUUUAAAAACAUAAAUGUUUGCUUGUCCCAAGGGUCCUGAACUGAUUUUCUGAAAACUUGGAUUAAAAGUUUCCUUACAUCUGCACAUCUGCCUCUCUAGCAUUUGCUUCAUUCUGUUACUUUUAUUGAGAGGCUGCACAGCCAUGAGCCCUCCCCACCUGGCAUGGAAGCACUUGUCAUUCCACGUGGUGCUCCUGGGACCAGGGGCUGGUGGAUCUACUGCUCCACCUGCUCCCAUGCUGGAUUUGAGAAUGAGCCAGAAUUACCUCUGGAAUUUGUGGACCUGUAUUAUCAAAAGUAACCUAUGACUUGGGGAUCUUCAUUCGAACACUCGUGAGGACCUGCCUUUCUGACCCCAAGAACUUACUCUCUGAAAAUCAGAACCCUUGAAUGAGUCUCCCAAGGAGCAAUAUAAAACUGUUCUCUUUUUCUGAUGUUACUGUUGGUUUCUAAAUACCAGCCUUGGCAUGAACAAGUGCAACUUCACAGAAGUCAUAAAGGGCCCCCAACAUACUAGAGUCACCCCAUGUAAUUUAAAGUCCCUUUGAUUCAUGGGUAUUGUUGUUGAAUCAUAGUGAUAUACUGUACUUUCACUACAUUCUUGACAGGAAGCAAAUAAAGCUCCCAAACACAGUAAUGCACAGUCUUAUGGUACUAGAUACUGUAAAUAUAUUAGAAUAGUAUUUGUUAAGUACAAUUGAGGAAUCCAAUUAAGUUAUAUUAUUGUAUAUCGUUUAAAUGUCUAUAGAGUAUUUUAAAUUAUUGCAAACUACACUGCGUUAAAAAAAGAAAGAAAAGGUUAUAUAUUAUAACACCAACCACUCUGAAAAGUGGACCAAAGUGACACUUUCUCUCUUCUAUCCAUGCCCCUAUUUCAAAUAUCUCUGUCUGCUAUUUUAAGACCACUGUAAGUCCUAUGAUUGGGUUAGCAGCUUAGAAUAUAAUGUUUCAAAGCAUCCUAUGGAGGCUUGGGGAUGCAGCAUUCCCAAAGGUGCUGUUGGCACAAAGCAGGGAUGACCAUGGGAAUGCUUGGACUUUGAAAUAUGCCCCAAGGAGAAGCAGUUUUGGUCAGAAAACACCAUAACCACUAAUGUACCCCAAAUGUGACCUUUUAACAAAGGUGUCUGAACAGAAUUGAGUUACACGCAACUUUUAUUUUGAAAAAUGUAAUUUGAUGUCAAAGAGCUGUGACAAGAGAGGUUGGAAUGUGACCAGCAACACGUGGUUUAACCAUAGCUUAACCAUGACAAAACUCAAAAUACUGUAUUUUAUUAAAGAACUUGAGAGCAAAGAUCAGUUUGUUUACUAUGUUAAUGUUUUAUGGCAAGCAGAAAACAAAAGAUGAAACGUGUUUCCAUUAAAACUUAUUUUUUUCCCCUUCUAGUUCCUUUUCUUUUUGUUUGUUGUUUGUUUAGGAAAAAACAAAAGGCAACAAGGCCUUAUGCAAAGGCCAUUUGUGUACAGGCUUCUCUGGAUGAGGAAUGACAGGCACAUUCCAAGUCCAAAGCGGUUUUUGUGUUUUGUGACAAACAGUAAUGAAUGUGCCUGUGUGUGGUAUCACAGUCCAAAGCCAGCUACCUACACCAGUGUACAGAGGAACUGGCACAAGCACCAAGUGUGACCACCACAGACUUUAGUUGGCUGCAGUGAGAAGAAGAUACAUUUUUUGUGAAAGAAAAUAAAUGAUUUGUGAUAGAAAUGUGGCCUCCAACUCCAAAAUGGUUCUUGACCAUGAACCUCACAUAACAGAAUAGCAAGCAGAGAGGAAUAAGAAGUGUAGAGAAGAGGCUUGAAGGCCCUGGCUGAGGCACUUACACAUGCUCUGGAUUAUUCAAGAAAGUUAUGGGCACACCUGAAAGAUUUCACAGCAUUUACCUUGGUCAGAAUAGUAGCAACCUCCUUGAUACUGAGAAUAGCGUCUUCCUAUACAAAAUCUAAAGAAAAUGUACAACAUUUGCUGUAUUUACCCCUCAGGGGAGAUAUCCAGAUAUAGAUAGAGGUAUAGCCAAAUUCUACAUGAACUAAGUCCAAAAUAACUUCAUUAAAAUGAACUGAGUUGGCCUGGGUUUAUAGCAGCAUAACUAUGCACAGCAUUUUACCCACAGAUGCCAAAGAAAACACUGCGCCUUCUUUCUAAUUACAUCAUGGGAAACUUGUUAAUAGAGCUGCAGGAAGUUUUUAUAGCACAUGGUAAUAUUACAUUCGUUUCUACAAUGACAUCUGGAAAGUACACAAAACCCAUCAAAAGAUUUGCAAAUCCUUUAACAAAUCUAAAGCAUGUUGUGAGUAGGUCCCCUAAAGUUUUAAUCAUAUUUCCACAGGUUUCUUUCUUAGUUUAAGGUUAAGCCCCCGAAGUGAUGCUGAAAGUAACAAAUCAGGACCUUCCCUUGUAGCAGCUUUCCCAUGCAAAUAGCUCAGUGUGCCUUUCACUGUGGAAGGCACAGUUGGUGUUCAGCAGAAAACACUUUCUAUAAAGCUACAGAUCAUUUGCAUUCACAACAAUUUUCAUAACUAGACAGUGACUGCACGUUUCCUUCCCAACCCCUGAGCCCUUUGUUGCAGUGACAGUUCCCACAGCGAGGGCGCUGCAGUGAGUGGUGCA
Myiozetetes cayanensis is the source of this 5428-nucleotide messenger RNA. It is a transcript of the gene WNT7B, whose product is annotated as Wnt family member 7B. The record is from RefSeq and is a predicted model, not a curated record. Gene Ontology annotation, molecular function: frizzled binding; cytokine activity. Gene Ontology annotation, biological process: neuron differentiation; multicellular organism development; positive regulation of JNK cascade. The transcript has 4 exons. Lineage: Eukaryota; Metazoa; Chordata; Aves; Passeriformes; Tyrannidae. The coding region runs from base 328 to 1389 and encodes 353 amino acids. Gene Ontology annotation, cellular component: extracellular region.